UUGAAUGAGUGACAGGCGGAGGGCGUCUGGCAAGGAGGAGGCAGUGAGGGGCGGUUGGAGGGGAGACAUUCAGGAGCGCGCUUGCUGGUGAGCAGCAGAGAGGUCUAUAUCCCACACACACGCCUCACCUAUUACCUCACCUCACCGAGUCGACUGCCUGCGAGCUCUCACUCGGGUUUCUUCUCACCACGCCGCUCUUCCCGCCCACGCCACAACCCCUUCCGCCUUCUUUCUCCGUGUCGAGGCCGGGCACCCUCCCCCCCUAUCCCCGCAAGUUGUCUUCUCGAGUCGUCGCCGCCGCCGCAGUCGCGUCCGCGUCUCUGCGGCUCGUUGGCAAUUCACCACCCCGAGCACAGCCAUGAGCAGCCCCGUGGCGGUGGCGGAGGCCUCGGUCGGGACCCCGAGCCUGGCGGCAUCUGUGGUAGAGGAGGCAGCCGCCCUCAGUACCGCGGACGCGAAGGCUUUCCACGACAACCCGGCGCCCAAGAAGAAGCCCAAGACGCCAAAGCCACAGAAUGCAGUCACCAUUGCGGUGUCAUCACGUGCCCUUUUUGACAUGCGCGAGGAGCGGCGCGUGUACGGGGAGCAAGGCGUGGAGGCGUACUUGGCACUGCAGAUAGAGAAAGAGGAGGAGCCUUUUAAGCAAGGUCCCGCUUUCCCAUUUGUGCAGGCCCUGGAGGCUGUCAAUAUCCGACUACGCCAUCUUUACCCAGACAGUGACCAGAUAUUUGAUGUGGUGCUAAUGACCAAUCACCACGCACAAGUUGGGGUCAGACUCAUCAACAGCAUCAACCAUUACGGUCUGAACAUUGAGAGGUUUUGCAUGACUGGUGGAAAAAGCCCAAUUGGCUACCUCAAAGCGUAUCUCACAAAUUUGUACUUAUCUGCCGAUGCGGAAAAGGUGCAGGAAGCAAUCGAGGAAGGGAUUGCUGCGGCAACCAUGUUCAACCCACCGGAGGAUCGCGUGUUAAAAAAUGAUGAGCUGCGUGUGGCGUUUGAUGGCGACGCGGUACUCUUCUCAGAUGAAUCGGAGAUAAUAGUUAAGGAACAUGGACUUGAUACCUUCUUUGAACAUGAAAAGAAGUUUGUCGACAAUCCCCUUGCCCAGGGCCCACUGAAGAUGUUCUUGGAGACCCUAGGCCGCAUGCAGAGAAAGUUUCACGUGAAAGGCGAGCGGCUGGGGUGCCCCAUUCGCACUUACUUGGUAACCGCACGUAGCGCUGCCAGCUCGGGGGCUCGGGCCCUGAAGACCCUGCGGACGUGGGGCCUUGAGGUCGACGAAGCCCUCUUCUUGGCCGGUGCCCCGAAAGGACCGCUGCUUGAAAAGAUCAGGCCCCAUGUUUUUUUUGAUGAUCAAAUGUUUCACGUCGAGGGUGCACACGAGCACGGCACUGUGGCGGCACAUGUGCCGUUUGGAAUUGGUCAAAAAUACAAUAAGUCUCAGAAAAAAAAGUAGAACGGCCAGUCUGGUUUUAACAUCAUGCAAUUUAAGAGAUAAAUCUAUCAAUUUCUAUGCUUACCUUUUUUUACUGUUUUUUGGUUGUUGGGGUUUUUGUUUUUCGUGUUUCUUCAUUCUUGCCAACCGUCCAUAUUACAGGAUGGAGGUGUUGCCAGGAUUGGUAUUGGCUGAGAGUAGGACACUCCUUGGGAUAUAUUGUUUCAUUCGCUGCUACUGCUGUGUGCUUUACUAUGAACAAAAGCACUGUGGGAGUAUAUAUUAUAUGGUAGACGUUAAAAUGAUUACAUUGAUCAAUUCAGCAUGAGCAACGGACCUCACCUUACGGUGUAGCAUUUAUCAUUAGUCCUUUACAUGACAACUGUUCCAAAGUAACAUGUGUUUAUACAAGAAUAAACUUGACAAGCUUACUGUAUAGGAAAACCAUACGAGAGUGCCUUAAUCUAUAACAAAGUUGGGUGGAGUCAGGGAUAGCGAUGGUUUGCCACCCAUUCAACUGCAAAAUAAUUUGUUCAUCAGAAGUACAUUUCAUGUUUGUUAUGGACACCUUUUAUACUGAGUGUGGCCCUCUGCGUGUUUGCUCACGGUGCCCGCCUUCUUCCUCCGGCCUCCCCUUUCCCAGCCAUCUCGCCCCACUUCAGGCGGUCUCAUCCUCUCCCACCUCAUCUACCACCCCCAACUGUCUUAUAUCUGGAUUAAAGUAACGUAGUCUGAAAUCCCCA
This is a messenger RNA of Lethenteron reissneri (Far Eastern brook lamprey), 2178 nucleotides long. RefSeq names its product cytosolic 5'-nucleotidase 1A-like. Gene Ontology annotation, molecular function: magnesium ion binding; 5'-nucleotidase activity; nucleotide binding. Gene Ontology annotation, cellular component: cytosol; cytoplasm. The record is from RefSeq and is a predicted model, not a curated record. Gene Ontology annotation, biological process: nucleotide metabolic process; adenosine metabolic process. Lineage: Eukaryota; Metazoa; Chordata; Hyperoartia; Petromyzontiformes; Petromyzontidae.